Miscanthus lutarioriparius is the source of this 2541-nucleotide messenger RNA. The record is from the annotation of a GenBank genome assembly. Lineage: Eukaryota; Viridiplantae; Streptophyta; Magnoliopsida; Poales; Poaceae.
AUGCUCGCGUGCCCCGCCGCGCUCCACCUCCUCCUCCCGGCGCCGCCGCCGCCGCAUCACCUCCACCACCACCACGUCGCCUUCCCCGCGCCGCCGCUCCACGCCUCGCUCCCGUGCUCGCGCCUCGCGCGGAGGAGGGCGCCCUGUCCAAGGCAUGGGGUCGCCAGGGCCUCCGCCGCAGUGGCGGAGGAGGCCAGCGGUUCCGGACCGGCCAAGUUGUCUGUGAGGAUCCCCGUCGGCGACCGCGAGAUAUUGGUCGAAACAGGCCACAUUGGGAGGCAAGCGAGUGCUUCUGUAAUGGUCACUGAUGGCGAAACGAUUCUCUACUGUUCUGUCUGUCUGGCGGAUACUCCAAAUGACCCUGCUGACUUUUUCCCUUUAUCGGUUCACUAUCAAGAGCGCCUUUCAGCUGCUGGAAGAACUAGUGGUGGUUUCUUCAAACGAGAAGGCAAGACAAAAGACCAUGAGGUUUUGGUUUGCAGAUUGAUAGACAGGCCCCUACGACCUACUAUGCCUAAGGGGUUCUACUAUGAAACUCAAAUUCUAUCCUGGGUCUUCAGUUAUGAUGGCAUUCACUCCCCAGACUGCUUGGCUAUCACAGCUGCUGGUAUAGCCGUGGCCCUCUCUGAAAUUCCAAAUGAACAAAUAAUUGCUGGAGUAAGAAUUGGCCUGAUUAAUGACCAGUUUGUUGUUAACCCAACUACUGAACAGAUGGAGAAUUCAGAGUUAGAUUUGAUGAUGGCUGGGACUGAUAGUGCCAUUUUGAUGAUUGAGGGUUACUGUGAUUUUCUGACUGAGGAGAAGCUGCUUGAAGCUGUGGAAGCUGGGCAGGUGGCAAUUAGAGAAAUCUGCAAAGCAAUUGAUGUUCUCGUCCAGAGCUGUGGGAAGAAGAAAAUGGUCGAUGCUAUCAGCCUACCGCCUCCUGAACUCUACAGGCAUGUUGAAGAUAUUUCUGGAGAUGAGUUGGUGAAGGCAUUACAAAUAAAAGGAAAGAUUCCCAGAAGAAAAGCUCUUUCAGCAUUGGAGGACAAAGUUAUAAGUAUACUUUCUGAACAGGGUUAUGUUUCCAAAGAUGGCUCAUCUGGAGUCACUGAAAGUUUGGCUGAUAUUGUUGAGGAUGAGGAUGAGGAUGAAAUUAUAGUUGAUGGAGAAGUAGAUGAAGGUGAUGUUCACAUCAAGCCGGUUUCAAGGAAGCCCCCUCCUCAGCUAUUUGCAGAAGUUGAUGUCAAGCUAGUCUUCAAGGAAGUUUCAUCUAAAUAUUUACGAAGGCGCAUUGUAGAGUCACUGGCUGUGGUCACUUUAGGUGGCUAUCAGAUGGCACAACGAAUUGACAACCUUGUUGAUACGGAGGAUUCAAAAAGCUUCUAUCUUCAGUACUCAUUUCCUCCAUCAUGUGUUGGCGAAGUUGGUCGAAUUGGAGCACCUAGCCGGAGAGAGAUUGGACAUGGGAUGCUUGCAGAAAGGGCACUGGAGCCAAUUUUACCUCCGGAAGAGGAUUUUCCGUACACUAUUCGUGUCGAGAGUACUAUCACUGAAAGUAAUGGUUCGUCCAGCAUGGCUUCUGUUUGUGGAGGUUGUUUAGCACUUCAAGAUGCUGGGGUUCCUAUAAAGUUUCCUGUUGCUGGAAUUGCAAUGGGCCUGGUCCUUGAUACACAGGAAUUUGGUGGAGAUGGUAGGCCACUUAUACUUUCUGAUAUUACUGGAGCUGAAGAUGCCUCUGGUGACAUGGAUUUGAAGAUUGCUGGUAAUGAAAGUGGCAUAUCUGCAUUUCAGAUGGACAUUAAGGUAGUCGGGAUAACUCUACCUGUGAUGGAGCAAGCACUCCUUCAAGCUAGGGACGGGAGACAGUAUAUUCUGAAUGAAAUGUCGAAAUCUUCACCUCCACCAUCAAAAGCACUAUCUCCAUAUGCUCCCUUAAUUCAUGUUAUGAAGGUCAAACCUAACAAGGUGAAUUUAAUAAUUGGUUCUGGUGGAAAGACAAUAAAAAGCAUAAUUGAGGAGACUGGAGUAGAUGCUAUUGAUACUGGAGACGAUGGCACGGUAAAAAUUACUGCAAGAGACCUAUCAAGCUUAGAGAAGUCAAAAACUAUAAUAGCUAACCUUACCAUGGUUCCAAAAGUUGGAGAAAUAUACAGGAAUUGUGAGAUCAAGUCAAUAGCUCCAUAUGGCGCUUUUGUUGAAAUUGCUCCAGGGCGUGAGGGUUUAUGUCAUAUCAGUGAGUUAAGUUCGGGCUGGUUGGCCAAGGCUGAGGAUGCUUUUAAAGUCGGAGAUCGCAUAGACGUCAAGCUUAUUGAGAUAAAUGAUAAGGGUCAACUUCGGCUAAGUUCUCGAGCUUUGCUUCCUGAUGCGGAUUCAGAAUCCAACAGCGGUUCAACAAAAGAAAAGGCACCGCAAAAAGAUGAUGCCAUCAAGAUGACAUCAAGGACACCCAGGCGCAAGGGACAGUCUGAGCCGUCUGGAGCUGAAAAUGCCACAACAAGGACUCUUGAGAAAAGUGCCGCUGCUCCAGCUGGUUCAAAGGGUAGUGAAGCUGCGAAGUAG